This is a messenger RNA of Prunus armeniaca (apricot), 480 nucleotides long. The record is from the annotation of a GenBank genome assembly. Lineage: Eukaryota; Viridiplantae; Streptophyta; Magnoliopsida; Rosales; Rosaceae.
AUGCGUUGGAGCUUUCAUGCUCGUUGCUGGGGCUUUAUGCCUCUUUUCUGGGGCUAUAUGCCUCAUUUCAGCUUUACUCCCCCAGAUCUCCCCAAUUCCAAUCCUUUCGGUGUUGUCCCUUGGUUGUCCUCCAAUCGGUUCCUGCCUUCCUCCUCUAGGUGUAUUGGUGUUUACGACUUUGGUAGAGAUGGAGAUUCUUGGGCUGAUUGUUACUCAGACCCCCUCUCUCCCCGCUCGAUUUGGUUUCAUAUAUUGGCUACUACAUCAAUCCAGCAAAGCGAGAAAUCGCAAACAUCGUGGAAUUUGUGUAGAGCUACGGCUCGGGUGCUCGCACCACCUCUUUCCAGUCUCUUGGUUAUGUUUCCCUUGCUUUGGUGCUGCUCUGUUAGUGGUUGGCUUGUGGUGGCUGAUUUGUGGUGGAUUAGUUUUUCCUUUGAGUUUGAUGAUGUUUUGCUUAUUGGGUUGUUUUGCUCCGCUUAA